CUUAUGAAAUUUUGCGUUCAUGUCUCCAAAGUUUUCUCCUGUUCACGCGGAGUUGGUUGUCUCAGAGUAAAAGAUUGUACAUAUCUGAGAUAACUGGUAAAAUGAAUGUAGCGUUUGUUACCCACUUUCAGGAAAGUAGAUAUUCAUUUCGACACAACAAGUGAAUCUCCCGGUAAAAGUUGAACACCUGGAAAGUGUCAUCUCUACGUCUACAAUAAAGUUAAACAAGAAUGGAGUGUUGACAGCCCUGACGAACACCACUUGAGAUAUGGAUUCAGAAAUUAAUCAAUCUAAUGUACAAGAUAUUAUACAAUUAAUAAAACAAUCUAAUAAUGAUAUAAAAUCAUUUCAACUUCUAUAUGAGAAAUUAACAAAUUCUAUAUCUAUAAAUGAAUUAAAUGAUUUUUUAGAAAUAUUAAUUAAUCAUUUACAUGAAUUACAAAUCAAUACUAUAAAGAAAUUAUUAUUAGAUAAUAUAAAUUUAUUACAUUGGAUUAAUUAUAAUGAUUCAAUAAUUUAUAAAAAUAUUAUUAAUUUAUAUAUUACAUGUAUAACAUAUUAUCCUAAUUUAAUUUAUAAUUUAUGUGAUUUUUAUAUAAAUCAUAUAUUUUAUUUAAAACAUAUUAUUAAUGAACAAUUAAAUUAUCAAUAUUUAAAUCAAUUUAUUAAUUUUUCAUUAGAAUUUUUUAUAUCAAUUUAUCAAUUAUUACCAAUACAAUCAAUGAAUAUUGAUUUAUUAAUUGAUUUAUUAAUUAAACAAUUUCCAAAUUGGCGUAAAUCAAUUAAACAAUUAUUUUGGUCAACAUAUCAUAUUAUUUAUAUAUUAUGUCAUAAGAAAUUAUUAAAUUUAUUAACUAAUAUACAUAAAUGUAAUCUAUUAUCAAUAUUAUUUCAUAUUAUUAUUGAAAUAGAAUUAAAUCCUAAUGGAAUAAAUUCUAAUGAAAAUAUAUUAAAAUUAUUUGAAAAUACAUCUAUUUAUACAUUAUUUGAAAAAUUUGAUCAAACGAUAUUAGAAAUUCAUUUAAAUAAUUUCUUUCAUACAAUUGAUCAUAUUGAUUUAAUGAUUUCUGAUAAAAAUUGGUUUAAACUUGAAUUAAUUAGUUGGUUAUUAAUUACUCAUAUGAAUAGUAUAGUAUUUAUAAAAACAAAUAAUAAUAAUAAUUCAUCCAUAGAAUUGAAUUGGAAUUUAUUAUGUAUUAUAUUUCGUUAUAUACGUGAUUUAUUCUCUGAACAUAUUCUACCAGUUAAUAUGUAUUUAAUAGGUUAUCCAAUAAUAUGUUUUUAUAUAUGUAGUUUACGUGGUGGUUUAAUUAUUAAUUUUAUUGAUUUCUUAUGGAAUAUUAUUAAAAAUAAUCAACGUGAUGAAAAUAGUCGUUUAAUGGCAUUAAAUUAUUUAUGUUUUAUAUUAAUUAAUGGUAAAUUUUGUUAUAUUGAAUUAAUUAUUGAAAUAAUGCAUGAUCUAGCUACAUGGUGUAUUGAUUAUACUUAUCGUAAUCGUAUACAUUUAAUACAUUGUCAUUCAACUAAUUUAUCAUUAUUAUUAUUAUCACAGAAUAAAAUUUAUUAUGCUAUAUGUAAUGUAUUAAUUUAUAUAUUUGUACAAUUACAUUCAGAAUUAUUAAAUGAACAAUAUUUGGAUAGUUGUAAUCGUUUACCAAUAGGACAAAUUUUAUUAUCACCAUAUAAACCAUUAUUAUAUAUACCAAUAGAAUUACGUCAUAUUUUUUUUUAUAUUAUAUCAAAAUAUCAAUUAAAUUGGUCUAUGAUUAGUUUAACACAAUUAAUUUAUGAAAAACAAACAGAUAUAAUAAUAAUAAUAAUAAUGAUAUAUCAUUAA
Schistosoma spindalis is the source of this 1837-nucleotide messenger RNA. The record is from the annotation of a GenBank genome assembly. NCBI's taxonomy places the organism in Eukaryota, Metazoa, Platyhelminthes, Trematoda, Strigeidida, Schistosomatidae.